GAUCUCUUAUUUCACACUUUUUUUGGGAGAUGUAUCAUGUCUGUUAAACCCCUUUCACCAAGGGAAUCUGGAAAAUUCAUUGCAGAACACAGUCAAGAUGUAACUAUUAAUCAGGAUGCUGCUAAGAAAGUUGGAAAACAGAUAUGGGAGAGCUUAGAGAAAGAGAGGUACAGCAUCAAAUCAUGGAAAGAGCACACUCUUCAUCCAAAGACAAUGACAGACGCUACAGUUGACUGGAUAUUUGUCAUGGACACACUGAAUUUCUCAUUUUGGAGUGAGACUAAUGAGAAGCGUUUUCUGGUGCGAUACAAAGAUGAGAAUCACAGUGGAUACUGGUCCAUGUGUGCAGCUCUGAUGAGGGCAUGUGAUGAAGGCAUUCCUAUUACUACUCCAUCCUACUACUCUAAGAUCACUUUGGAUGAAUUGAGGCAUGUCUUUCGUUCAGAGACAGAUACUGGUAUCCACCUCCUUGAUAAGAGGCUAGAGAAUCUACAUGAUGCAGGCAAAGUACUCCUGGAGAAAUUUGAUGGAUCUUUUGUGAAUUGCAUCAAGGCUAGUGAGAAUAGUGCUGUCAAGCUUAUAGAAAUUGUUACAUCAAAAUUCUCUUCUUUUCAGGAUGUAGCCAUUUUCAAUGGCACAAAGGUAUCUCUUUAUAAGAGAGCACAGAUCCUUGUUGCAGAUAUUUGGGCAUGUUUUGAAGGACAGGGUCAUGGCCAAUUUACCGAUAUAGACACCUUGACAAUGUUUGCAGAUUACAGGUAUAAACAAGAAUCAUAAUACUUCUUUUGAUUAAAGAAACUUGCUCAUCUGUAAAGUAAUGAAUAUAUUGAUUUGGGGGGGGGGGGCAUAUUAUGCAAGGUUGUUCUCUAUUACACUUCAAUUUGAAUUUAUCUUUGAAUAAACAGUAGGGCUCUGAAAUAAUGAAGCCAUCACACCUUUUCUCAUAGGCGGGGAGUGGGGGGGGGGGGAAGCAUAUUGUGCAAUUAGUCCACAAUGACCACAUUCAAAUUUCAUUUUAGUAUCAAUAAAAACUAGAAGUGCUCGGUGGUUCGCAGGGCCGAGCACAUGUUUCCCCCUCACCUACCCCAUCAUCCCUCAUUGCGAUAUAUAGAGCUCAUACAUGAAUUUGACAAAUAAAUACAAUUAUCAUGGCAACAAUGACCCUGCUGACAUGUUGUCUCUGGGUAUCAAAUUUGAUGACAAUAUGACGCAGCAACGUGACUCUGGAGAACCUAGAGUAUUCUUUAGUAACACCUGUUGGGAAUUACAAAUAUAGAGUAAUCUGGAUAUAUUUGGAAACCUAACCCUCUUUCAAUCUCUGAUUUGGAUGAAGUUGGGACAAAUAUGUAUAAUAUGGCAAUAGAUGAUCACAGAUUUCAAUGCAGACAAUUUUUGGGGUAUUGUUUUUUUCACUUCUGAAGUUGUGGUAUUAUGUUGUUGUGUUAACCUGCAGAGUGGGUUUGAUGACAAAUGCUGUGAUGGAAAAUGCUCUGGCAAGGAAUCGUAGUGUUGAAGCUAAGCUUUUUCGGUAUACCGGUAUUAGUAAUGCCGUUCGGUAUGAACGUCAUACCGGUAUGGAUACCGCCGUUAAAAUUUCAAUACCGAAAUACCGUCAUACCGAAAGUUGAAAAUAUCAUACCGGUAUUUUCUUCUGUAUUGUUGUCCAUGGGUAUUUUUAUAGUAAAAUUAAGCCAAAACAAUAAGUUGUUUGGCUCUCUCAACGUACUUAAUGAAAUCAGAGUCCGAUAAUCUAACCUCGAAAUGAACACAUCGCCCCUGAACUAAUGUCUGAGCUCCGCUAGCCGCUGCAUAAGGCCUCGGCCCCACCGCUAGUGCAUGUCAGCUCCAUGCACUUGUGUACACAGCUUGAACAAACGAAGCCGAUCGAGACGGGGAGCAUUUCAUGGAGAUUCUCUCAGUGGUUUCAACAACAGACUUGCUUUCCGCUAAUCACAUGCUAGGGUUUGUAAUAACUUGUAACAUCCCUCUACAAACAAAUAAAAUCACUGACAAAACUCUUCUUGAAACACUCCCUAGCCUGCCUUUUGACCACGUGGUGUAAUGCGGGCUUCAACAAAGUACCAACCUUGAGGCGUUGACAGAGGGAUUAACACUUGUUUUUCUUAUGCAAUUUUUUUCUCGGACUGCUCUUAAUUUGUUUCAAUGGGGUUUCCACUGAGUUUUUAUUUUAUUUAUUUUUUUUUUUUUUGGGGGGGGGGGUUGCUGGGCAUUGACAGACAAACCACAAUGAUUAACACUUUUUUCUUUCUGCAAGUUUUUUUCUCGGACUGCUCUUAUGACAAGUUUACCUGCUACAAAAGUCGUCUGACCCCCACCCCCCAAAAAACAGUAAAUAAAUGAAUACAUAGAUAUAUGGAAAAAAUAAAUAAAUAUAAAAUGAAACCUUAAAAAAGACAGAAAAUGUUGAUAAGAAAAAAAUGUUACACCAUUCCUCUUGGUUUAUUUUGAAAAUGAUCUGUGAAGUGAUCGUGAAUGGACGGAAGAAAAUGGCCGGGAAUGUUUGUGUGAUUUGUGAUGGUCGAUGUAUCCGUUUGUGCAUGUGCGGUCAUGAAUAAAAUAAAAUAAACUAUUGGAUUGAUUGUAAUUUAAAAUUAUGAUGGACUGGUGGCGAGAUAAGAUGAUGAUCAACUCAAUUUUGAUGUGUGUGAAAGAUAGAAUUGACAUCAUUAAAAUGAAAGAGUAUUGAUGACCAGGAUUGGGGGGGGGCGAUAGAAGAGAGAAAUAGAAAAAAGAGGGGAAGAUCGAGACUCAGUGAAGAGGAGGAUGUUGUUUGUGGUGAGGGGUGGUGAUAGGGAGAGGAUUUUAUGGGCUGGGGAGAUAAAGAAAGAAACAAAAAGUGAGAAAAAGGACGCCGGGGAAUAAGAAGUCAAGGGGGAGGGUUUUAGACAACAUGUGGAGAUUCACAAGAGGGAGAAAACAUGGCCUGACUGGACGUUAGCUAAAAAAAGAGGGGGGGGGUUCAAAACAAUGGACAUAAGAAAAGUUAUUUAGGAGACGUCAAAAUUUCAGGUCAACAAACUUUGAACCAUCGACGAACACGUGUUGAUGUGAGUGGUAAACAAAAGGGGCGGAUCUGGAUGUGAAUGAGUGGGGCCAGAUCGGUGAAAGGAAAAUCACGCAAUUCACCUUGACUGUUAUCAGCAGGGAAUUUGGUGCUUGGAACUUGGGGCAUGUACACACGUUUAGCAAAGUAAGUAGCAGUGAGUAGGUGCGGUAUAGCAUUUGGUAACUUGACUAGAUCUAGUUGAUUUCAGCAUGGAGAUAGGAUUAAUUGUACCACAUGCUUGCUGAGAUAAUUUCGCGCACAUGCACAGGUAACUCCCUCUCGGUGGGGAGAGAGCAAGAUUGUAUAAGUUUUGGUAAAGAAAGUAACAUGAAAAUAUGUUUGAGAAAGUUUCUGUCAAUGAGAACGGCCCUUGCUGAGCAUUCCUCGGCUGACCGCAAGCAUCCACUGUUUAUCAAGGCCAUAUGAGGGUUAAACAAACAUUGGACACUGUUUGCACAAUAAAUUGGGAAUUUACUCGGUAUUAGUCGGUAUACAGGUAUUGAAGCAAUUAGUAAUACCGGUAUUGAAAAUAUCAAUACCGAAGCGCUCAAAAACCUUAACCCUAAUUCUAAUCGAAAUCUUUAG
This is a messenger RNA of Lytechinus pictus (painted urchin), 3652 nucleotides long. Its product is annotated as queuosine 5'-phosphate N-glycosylase/hydrolase-like. Lineage: Eukaryota; Metazoa; Echinodermata; Echinoidea; Temnopleuroida; Toxopneustidae. The coding region runs from base 37 to 777 and encodes 246 amino acids. The transcript has 6 exons. The record is from RefSeq and is a predicted model, not a curated record.